Molecule: messenger RNA, 17523 nt
Organism: Portunus trituberculatus (swimming crab)
Lineage: Eukaryota; Metazoa; Arthropoda; Malacostraca; Decapoda; Portunidae
Gene: Vps13B
Product: vacuolar protein sorting-associated protein 13B-like
Source: RefSeq, a predicted model, not a curated record
GGUAAACAGUGGCGGCGGGAAGCUGGUGGAGGGAGGUGUCUGUGGCCCUUUGCUCCUGUGUUUGUACGAGUGUUAUGAGGCCACUGAGCACUGGGAAUAGAGAGCAGACGAGUCCUGGGAGGCUCGGAGGCAGGUAAGGAUGCUGCGAAUUGAGUCCUACAUCACUCCCAUCAUCCUCAGCUAUGUGGACAAGUACAUCAAGAAUCUUAAACCUGAGGACUCGCAGGUGUCGCUGUGGGGCGGCGACGCUGUGUUCAACAACCUGGACCUUCGGCUGGAGGUGCUGGAACAGGAGCUGCGUCUGCCUUUCUCCUUUGUCAACGGGCACAUCCAUGAGCUUCGCAUUCACGUGCCAUGGACCAAACUCACCUCUGAGCCCAUCGUCAUCACCAUCAACACCAUCGAGUGUAUCCUGAAGCUGAAAGGAGGAGAGGCGGCUGGGUCAGAGUCGUCCAGUCACAGCGGGGCAGGGACCAAGUCAGGUGACAUUAGGAGAAGGCAGAAGAGACAAGACCUGGAGGUGCCAACAAGCUACGUGCAGGGACUCAUCAAUCGCAUCAUCAACAAGUGCGUUGUCUGCAACAACGUCGUCCUCAAGUAUGUGGAGGAUGACAUCGUUCUCUCCAUCAAUGUGAAGACACUGGAGUUUCGUUCGGUUGAUGGGCGGUGGACUCCUGCCUUCAUUGAUUUGACAGUGGAAGACCUCAUUCUCCGUAAUCUGGCAACCCUGACAGAUCUCACAGUGUGUUUGGACAAGAGAAAUGCAUCUGGGAAGAUUGAGAACUACCAGGAGCCUUUGAUGUACCGCUGCUCCCUGUCCUGCCGAGUGGUGAGGCAGUUCGAGUCCGUCAACUCCAUUCAGCCACUGUGCACUCGGUAUGAUGUCUUUUGCCCUCAGCUUCACUUCAGCCUCUCCGACACACAGCUGCCCAUGUUCCUCCGACUCAUGCAGCUAGCUCUGGCUCUGUACUAUGGGGAGCUUGGCACGGCAGGCGACCCAGAGCUGUGCCCCGGUGUGCCCCUGAAAGACGCAGAUGGGAAGCUUAUAGAUGACCUGUCCCUGGAGGAGGGGUCGUGGUCCUCCUGGGCGUGUCUCGGCUCUGCACUGCUCCCGGUGUACUGGGAGGACGACGAGGAGCACACCCUGUCCGCCCAUCGCCACCGCCUCCACAAGACACUCCACAUGGGCAUCUAUGUGGAGACUGCCACCUGGACCUUCAAACUGACAGAAUCGGUGCAAGACAGUGGGUAUUUCGGGCCCACCAAGAUGCACUUCACUCCCUUCCUUCGCGUGGAGCACCAGGGCAGCUUUGUGACGGUGGUGGUGAGAGGCAUGGAGGCCAGCAACGUGCAGCUUGGCAUAUCGUCCCUCACUGUGGAUCCUGUGGGCUUCUGCAUCUGUGGUAUUGCUGAUAUACAGGAGGGAAGCGUUUCCGACACCCAGGAGCAGAGUGUGGCAGCGCAGGGGUCCCCAUCCUUCCUGACGGUGGGGCAGGAGGGGCAGGAGUACUUGGGCCACUCCCUCUUUGACCCCCAGGUGCUGAUGGAGUCACAGGAGCUCUGGGAUUACAAGUACUCUUGGGACAGACACACCAAGGAGGCCACAGAAGCCAACCUACUGGCGAGGACAGGAGCCGUGGCAAUGGAUUACUUCUACCUGAUGGAGCUGCCGACUGACUUCAGCAGUGAGAAGCUGUCAGAGAUCAGCAGUGACCUUGAAUACAGCAACCUGAAUGAGAGGGCGCUGUGUCGCAUGGUGGUCGGGGCGUGUGAGGUCAACAUCUCCUCAGGCUUCUAUCACAGGCUGGAGGCAGUGAGUCACAGCUUGGCCCAGCAUGACUACCCCCCAUACGCCAGCCCUCCUAACCAGGAGCCCCCAGGACCCCUCCCAACGCCCAGUGAGGAGGAAGUGGCAGCGCUGGAGGCCAACACUCCCACCCGCUGCUACCUGCUGACCCUGAUGGAGCCAGUGGUGGUGCUGCACACGGCUCAGCACUCAGCCGUUAAUAUGAGGAAUGUCGUCAGUGCUAAGAGGAGGAAGAAAAACAGAAAGGCAUGCGGGGACCUGUGCAUGGCAAGAGUGCUUCCAGUUCCCCGUGUUCAGGUCAAACUGUCACGCCUGGACCUGGAGUGGACAAGACCUAUGUACCCCAAACGUCUGGUGUCUGCCGCCUGCACUCUGCGUCCCCCGUCCCCCGCCAUGCUGCACAACUGUCACGCACACCUCACUGUCACUGCUCACAAUUUAUGCUUGAGUCUGCAGUACCAGGCCGGCAGUGUCACCCUCCUUCACGGCUUCUCCCCAUCCCUGUAUUACAAAAGCCUGCUGCUGCCUCUCUACUGGUCCUCCCCUCACCAGCCACGCGAUGAGUACUUCCUGCAGGCCGAUGCCUUGAGUGUGGAGGUGAGUGCUCCACAACUGCAAUUGUUGCUGUGGCUGGGGCAGUCCUGGUGUGAGGAGCAUCCACAGCCUCAGUUGCUCCACCAAGACUCACUGGUGGAGGACGCUCUCUCUGCCCGCAGGCUGCCGGUGGUGGCGGUGAGGGUGCACAAAGUGGAAGCCAAGACCUGCGACACACCAUCUCUCAGGGGCGGCAUGGCCACGCUGGGCAGCAUGACAGUGGGUCUGCGCCGGCCUCACGGGGAGCUGCUGUGCCUCCUGGUGUCUGGCCCGGAGGACAAGCCAGGGCUGGAGGUGCUGCUGCCGGAGACCGUCUCUGUGUCUGACAAACUCAUCAAGGUCGCUUUCCAGUUUCCUAAAGACGAUUGUGACGAGAGUGUGCCCAGGAUCCUGACGGUGGGCAUGAAGAAAACAGCCUUCCUGCUGGACCCACAGCUGGUACAGUGGCUCAAGUACUCACCCAGGAAGGUGGACAAUGAAGCACUGACUGACAUGGUGUUUCUAAAGAAGAUCUCGGAGGUGCGCGGUGUCGGGCCAGUACAGCUGAAGCAGUCCGAAACAGAGUCCGAGGUGACCAAGGUGGAGUCCUCCACGGCGACACUCUCUGAGGCCAAGACGGAGAGCAGGGGCCUCCUCCACGUGCCCCAGGAGCUGCAGGAUGCCCCACACAAAUCAUGGAAGGAGAGGUUUGUAUGGUGGUACCCUGUUCUGAGUCGCCUGCUGGUGCACAUUGACCUGGACUCUGCCACAGUGUUCCUGCCAACCACACCACUCAGCAUUGCAUCUGAGUCUGGCCUGGUGAAUGCCGUGCACCGGACCUACCUUACCCGCAGCGAACGGGCCGCCCUGGGGGACACCCUGGUGCUGUGCCUGCCUCAUGUCCUGCUCCACAACGCUGCACAGAAACAGUCACUGCUGCACAAUGUCCACGACGUGCCUGUCAUCCUACCAGGGGAGAUCUGGGCCACAGAACGAGACAAGUUACCGUGGUCACUUAACCUGGGCAGCUUCAGCAUCUACACCCUGCACGGGGCCGGCCAACAUGUCAAGCUGCCGGUGCUCAAGCCAGUCAACACCACCGCCACACUGGCCAUCACCACUAAGUACCAGGGUCCUUCUCUGAGUCAGCUGGGCCUUGUCAUCCACACUGACAUGUCUCCCCUGGACUUCUGCGGCAGCCGCAGUCAGGUGGUGAGCCACGCCACAGUGGUAGAGAGCCUGCUGGGGCUAGCGGCACACUUCAUGAGGGAAUCCCCGGACCUGGGGGAUUCCAAGUCAUCCACACCCAUUCCACAAGCCGCCAUCCCUGAAGCCUCCUCACAGCCCAACCAAGUCAUGUCCCCACCACCUCCACCCCCACCACAGUCCCAUGCUCACCACACAACACCCCCCAAGCCGCUGCAGCACAGUGGCUCUGACCCCAACACUCUGCUGGUAACAGAGGUGGAGGAGAUAGAGGACGAGAGAGGUAAAAGUGUGGUACAUGUGGUGAGUGAGAUGGAGGCACAGACCAGCAGCGCCCCCCUGGUGACGGCCUGGGUGCAGUGGACGGUGGCGCGUGUGUCAGCCUCGCUGUACGCCAGAGAAGCCGGGGAGAUGAGGAAGCUAAGGGCCGAGAUGGAGGACCUGACCAUGGCUCUCGAUCUCCACCAGGUGUACUCCAAAGUGAAGGCCAAAGUGACAGCGUUCAGCAUCAUGCACUUCACUAAAGGGAGCAACAGCUGGGUGGCCGGGGAGCACGAGGGUGUGGUGAUGACCUGCGGCGACCAGCUGACCCGAGACGUGAAAGUCAUCAACCCUCGCAGCGGCACAGUUGACCCCCACCACCAUCACCACCACCAUGGCACUAAGGCCGCCAGCACCCCAGCAGAGCAGCCCAAGCCACAUGGGUUCCUCUCUCUCACUUUCACCACAGCACUGUGCAAGAACAUUCACUCCAGCUGGAACAACCUGAUCAAGAAGCACCUGAGUGACGAGAGGUGUCUGCCACGCAUGGGUGUGCCAGACCACUACCUCAGCGAGAUAGACGUUCGGGUCCAGCCAUUUGACUGCGUCUGCUUCCCUGCGUCCCUGCACAUCUUUGCCUCUGUGUAUGAGCCAUGGCUGCAGCUGCAUCUCCCACAGCAGCUCAUCCACACUGGUGGAAAGGUGGCCAAGGAACCCCUGGGCAUGAACAUCAACAACCACACCCUUCCAUUGGUCUACCUCCACACAGAGAGCAUCCGCGUGCUGCUCCCGGCCCGCGACACCUCCAGCGAGGACCCCGCCGUCCACAACAUGUUCCUCCUUCAGCUAGACUCCGUGGUGGUCACUCCACAAGUGGACAACCCACUCUCCCGCAUCAUGAUCCGCCCAGAUAUCUUCCAGCUGGCAGAGCGAGCAAGGAUCCUCGGCAUCCCUGGGUCAGAGGUGGAGGACCGGCAGUACCAGAUUGACGUGCAGGGCCUGAGUGCCAGUACAGGGUCGUGGUAUCAGCUGGUGUGCAUGAAGGGGGGUCGGCCUCGCAGCUCAUCCGGAGAGAGGCUUGGGGUGAUGGGAGAGAACCCAGCGUUGGAGUGGAACAAUUACGACCCCAUGCUGGACAACAAGAAUACCGAUGUUGUGUUGCAUCCAUUCCUGGCCAGGUUUGACAGUCGGGUGAUCGCAGCACCGGCCAUCGUGUUCCGAGGGGCGGGGGGUAAAGAAGAUGAGGAAAGCACAGGAAGAGAAGCAAGUGUCGGUGAGGAGGUGGCAGGGGGAGUAUCACGCAGUAUCCUUGUGGCAGGCCAUUCCCUAGAGGUCAAUGCCACUUCAGAUAUUGACCUGCACUUGAGCCUCCCACAAGUUGCUCUCCUGCAGGAUAUUGUGCAGGAUACCACCAGCCUGAUAAGUGAGAUGGCAGCACGUGGGUGGCAGGGCGGCAGGACAAGGCAGUCACAGGAAAUGGCAGACAGUGGCGUGGACUGUGACAUUUCCUCAGUGGAGCUUGCCAAGGGUGGAUUAGUGGGUCAGCGAGGCACCACCACCACCACCACUGCUACCACCACCACCACCACUGUGAGUCGCUCCUUCGUGCCCCUGGAGCUGCUCGUUACUGGAGGGAAGAUAACGGCGAGUGUGUUUGACCGGGGUGUUCUGGAGGAUGGACCGAGGAUGAGUGUUAAGGGGUGGCAGAGGAGUAAACUGGAGCAGCGGGCAAGGAAGAGAGAAAGGGAACUAGUGGCAGAGGCAGCGUCUACCGAGAGCGAGCCUUCCCCUCGCAGACUGCCGCACCACCGCCACCGCCACCCAGCCGGGGACACUAACUCAGAGUCACCCUCAGAGAAGGAGAUUGAGGAUGGCUAUGAGGGUUCAGAGGAAGGGUCCGUGUGUGAGGGAGGAGGCAUCAACCCACAGCAGCCUCGCAUCCUCCCCCUGCUGUAUGUGGUGGUGUCUCAGCCCCACGCCUUCCUCUCCUGCCAGCCCCUCAAGCAGAAACUCGAUAUCUCCUGCUUCAAUUUCAUCCUCCGUAGUGUUCUCAAAGGUUUCUCCGUGAAAGCCAGUGAAGUGAAACAGCUGCCAUGUCCCGAGGAUUAUUCAACAUCCUGGCUGGAGACUAAGCCAGGAGAUCCUCAUCCCAAGACUGGCAUUCCACCUGCCCUCCUUGUCAUCUCUGCCACAGACUUCCUCCACAGGCCAGGCUGCAUCAGUGUGGAGGUGGGCCGGCCCGUGCGGUUCUUCUUGAGUGAGAGUCGGUGGCAGCAGGUGAAUCACGUGUUCUGCUGCUUGAAGAAGGUGCUUCCUGAUGCUGUGCUGGGGACAGGUGCAGGUGGCCUCAGCCCUCCACCUGCUGACAAGAAGCCCCACACCCCAGAGCUGUCCUCCCCUGAGAGGCUGAGGCAGGCCCUGGUGAAGCUGGACAGCAUCUCCUUUGUCACCAGCCAGAUCGUGGUGAACUGGGAGGUGGUGAAGGAGCACAAGGCCAAGAGUGAGGUGCACAGCAGUGUCUCCGCCCUCAAGUUCUGCAUUGCCACGUCCAGGAAGCGUUCGCCUGCCACCCAGGGCCAGGAGGCCAGACCGGACUUCAUCUCGGAGAUUACGGCCACGGCAGACAUCUCGGACCUGCAGCUGAAGACGGUGUACCACUCCCAGAAGCUGCAGCCAUUCCUGCGGCCAUGGACGGUGGCGGGUGAGUUCAAGCUGCUGUGGCUGCAGUGGAGUGCCCAGCCCUACGUGGAGGUGCGGGUGGACACAGAGAUCCUGACGGUAGACGUGGGGCCAGAGCACCUCUUCUGCUUCAUGGACAUAUACCGCCACGUGCUUCCCUUCCUGCAGACAGGGGCUGAGGGGCGGGGCAUGGGGCAGCAGUGGCACAAUCCAGCUAAGGAGGAGCACCAGCACGACAUCCUGUACCAGGAUGACCUGCGGGCCGGCAUCUUCCAGUACGUGAGCCUGGCCCUGGAGGACCCCAAGCCCUACCAGGUGGUGUUUGACAAGAUGGCCGGCACCAUGGUGUGGUGCUAUCCCGAGCCGCGCACCCUCACACGGGUGGACAUCUACCCAGUGCCAUUCGUGGCUGCCUCAGAGUAUAGCAGCAUGGGCGAGGCAGAUGCCAAGGAGCAGGUACUGUGUGCCCUGCAGUACUUUGACUCUCUGCGGGACACCUUCAUCACCUACCGACAGUUCCAGCUCUCAGAGUCCAAAUUCUGCCAGCUGGACCUGCCCAGCUUCUAUGAGAAGCAGCACAUCGCUGUCUCCUCCACCUGGAGGGUCUGCAUUGACUUCUCUGAGGACGACAGCAACUCUGGCGACGGCCGCAUUGUGGUGUCCCCAGGGGCGCUGGCAGCCUGCAUGCGGGUGGACUCCAUGUUCUCCGUGGACUUGCUGCCCCGCACGCAGGCCGUGGUCAACCUGGGGCAGGUGCAGGUGACGUUGCUGAGCCACCUGGCACUGACAGGCAAGAAGCUGCCGAGGGCGCUGCGCUUCUUCACCUACGACAGGCUGGCGCCAGAGGAGCAGCCAUUCCUCACCUUGACGCUGGAGAAUGCCUUCCUGCGGGGUUACGUGUGGGCGGAGGCGCUGCACACACAGGCCGGCGGGUCGGUACGCAUGGACGUGCUGAGCUACUCCUUCCUGACCAACAGCUGCCUACUGGAGCCCACCUUCCUGGAGGGCAGCGUGGUGCGGCAGGAGGCAGAGGGCCCAGACAAACCCGCCUGUGUGGACUCUGUGGUGACAGUGAAGCCAAUGUUCAUCCACGUUAACCAAUCAGUGAUCCACACCCUGAACGUGGCGCAGGAAGGUUGGCUGCAGGUCUCAGAGACGGUAGGUGAUGUGGCCAGCGGCCCCAACACCAACUUGGUCAAAAAGUCCCCCAUGAUCUUCAUGACCAACUACCUCAUCUGCAACGACACCCUGGAGACCAUCAGGUUCGGCCAAGUGGGCACAGAGGAGAGCAUCCUGCUGGCCUCCCGCAGCCUGCACCUCUACUGCUGGAGGAGCCACAAGCUGCCCCCAAGGCUGCAGGCAUGUGUAGAAGGUGGCAAGUGGAAGUGGUGUGACCCAUUCUCCCUUGACUCUGAAGGGCCGCAGGUCCACACCAUCCACCAUGAGGGGCGUCACUUCCACUUCUUGGUGUCGGUGGAGCGCCUCUCCCCCACACAGAAGCUCAUCACCUUCUCUGGCCUGCUGUCCAUCGCCAACUGCCUCAUGGAAGAUCUGGAAUUCCGUGUUGUUGAGACCACCACCAAGGACAAGGACUCCCCAAAGCACACAGGGAUCCACGCACUCCGCAGCCGGUUUGUGGCGCCCUCCUAUGUGGGAGAUGCGCAUGGGGUGAGGGUGAGGCUGAUGGGUAGUCCUACGGUAUGGUCUGGGGAGAUUCCUCUGUCCUACGAACGCACCAAGGACUCUGUGUUGGUCAAGAUCCCUCUCAAGGUGAAAGGAGAGAGCAUCCUAGCCUGGUGUCGGGUGUUGAGGCAGAGAAUUGGUGGUGUGUGGCGGCUCCUGGUGGUGUUCAGCCCACAGUACAUGGUCCGCUCUCACCUGCCCCGCCCCCUCAUCCUGCACCUCACCACCCCAUCAGACAACACCACUACACAGGUUGUGGUGAAGGGCCGCGGCAACACCCACACCCUGCAUUGUGAUGGUGCAGCAACACACCACCUCACCUUCCAGCUGAACCCAGAAUUUGAGGUGUCCAGCCCCCCCAUCCCUCUUACUCGCAGCAUGUCUGACCAGAUCAGGUUGUCUCAGGGCCAGGAAGCAGUGGACAUCUCCCAGUGCCUGCAGCAGCUGUUUGAGGGGCCUGAGGAUCGCUGGCCCUACAUUGACUCCACUAACUUCAUGGGCGACGUGCUCUUUGCCGACCAGCCCAAGAUUGACCUCCAGGUGGGCUUCUCAGCACUGCACCCAUUCUGCAACACUCUGGUUGUGGACAUCAGGCCAUGGGCACUGCUGGUGAACCAUACAGGGGUGGAAGUGAUCCUGCAGGAGGCUGAUGCACAGAGUUGCUGGUUUGUGCCUCCCGGGGCAGUCUUUGCUCCCCCCAAGCUGGAGGGCCUGUUCACCAUUGGCUUGAUGGAGAAUGACCAGCACUUCCACACUUCCCCGCUGCAGCUGUCGAAGGAGGACCGCUGGUACAGCCUCAAGUUUGAGGGACGGAUACCACGGCAAGGCUACACGUGCCUGCACAUUCCCACGCAGGACAAGGUGUUCUUCAUGACACUGCUGUCCAGGUACGAAGAGAACAUACAGGUGAUGCACCUCAUGCCAACAUACUCCAUCGCCAACAACACCUCAGAGACUCUCACCGUGCGCUCCAUGUAUGUCUACGCUGGGGAAAACAAGAUACAGCUGCCAGUCUCCCUCCCAGCGCUGCCUCUCACUCCAAAAGCCGGCGCUGGGGACAUGGUGGAGACGCCGUUGUUGCUGUGGCACAUUCUCAGGGAUGCUGGGGUUUCAAGCUCAGACGAGGAACUUUGCUGCGUCCAGAUAGGACAGAGCGGGUACCAGGCACAUCCCAUUGUGGUGCAGGACCUGCCCACCGACCAGCGCAGGACCUUCACCCUCCCCAGCAGGAGCAGUGCGGUGCCUGUGCUGAACCGUUCCUUCCUGCUGACCUACCACAAGCACCAGGGGCAGGUCAAGAUGGUGGUGCAGGAGGACCCAGCACCCCAAAUGGUGAUCCACAACAACACCAGUGCUCUGCUAAUCCUUGGUCAGAGUUCCCCUAAGGAGGAAGGCAUCAUGGAGGAGGAGCUGGACACCUUUGCUGCCAUGCCCUCAGUGCCGCCAUGCAAGUCCGUCCACUACACCUUCCCCUACGUGUCUCAAAGGUUUCCCGAGAUUCUGUCUAGCACCGUCACCUUCCCUCGCCUCCACUUCUCACAGCCAGACAUCCUCAACAAUGCAGAGACAGAGGAGGUGCUGUGGAGCCAGGGUGUGGACAUCCAGCAGCAGUACGACCAGUUUGUCAGCAUCCCUGGCCACGGUGACGUCAAGGUCAGGAUGGAGCGCGUGGGCCACACCUCACAUGUCUUCAUCGACCCGGUGAGCCGCGUGGAGGUGUCGGCCAGGGACAUUCGCAGCAGGAUAGCGGCUGAACCCUCCAAGGGCCGUGUGGCCACCUCCACCAACAAGGGCCGGACCAUCAAGGAGAGGGAAGGCAUCAUGCUGGAGAUGGAGAAUGCCACACUGCCUGAGCUACAGGAUGAGACAAGCAGCCGGGAAGGCACAGCAGGGGAAGAGGAGGGCAGCCCUGAGAUGGUGGCCCCUGAAGUGGUGCCCAUUAGGAAGGAGGAGGCAGAGAAGACGACGACGGUGGUGUACUGUGCCUUCAUGUGCACACAGGUGGUGCUGGUACUGAAGGACGACGUGACCGACCAGGAGAACAUUUCUGAGAUUCUGCGUGUGACACUGGACAACUUCAUCGUGAGCCUCAGGCCGAAGAUUGACCUGACGGAAAAGCUGCGGGCACUGGACUACCGCGUCAAGGAGCAGGUGGAGGUGGUGCUGUUUGUGGGGGAUGUCCAGAUAGACAACCAGCUGCACAUCUGUGGCAAGUAUGACUUCCCAGUGAUCCUGAUCCGCCAGGACUCAGAUUCUGCCCCCCAACUGUCCCCGCUGGACCCCAUAGAGAGGGCAAUACAGAUCUCCCACAACAACGCACUGUUCACCCUCACCCUGGUCCUGGAGCAGCUGCCAACCAGGAACUGCCUCCACUCGAUGCACAUCCGCCUCAAGCCCAUCGUACUUUAUGCGGAGGACGCCGUCUUCUACUCCCUCAUGGACAUCCUCUCUUCCUUCCUGCCGCUGCCCAGGCAGAGGGUCCGGGAUGUGCGGGAGCAGCGGGAGGACGAGGAGGAGGCCCUGCCGGUUGUUAUGAGGAUGCCAGAAAACAUCCUGGCCAUAUCAGACGCCAUGACACGGCCAGUGCACAUCUCCAGCCUGACAGUGGAGCCUGUCUCCCUCCUGCUCAGCGUGCAUGCCUCUGUCAAGAUCUACGUGGCACUGGACCGCUCCCCACUCCACUUCGGGCAGUUCCAGCGCUCCGAGGUGCUGACCACCAGCUACAGCCUGGGCCACAGCCUGGCCAUGCAUUACCUCUCUGGGGCACUCAUGAGGGCUGGCUGGGUGGUGGGGUCCCUGGACCUCCUUGGGAACCCUGGAGGGUUUGCCCGCACGGUUGGGUCUGGCAUGAGGGACUUUGUACAGCUGCCAUACGAGGGCAUCCUGCAGGGUCCCUGGGCCUUCAUUGCCGGUGUGACCCACGGAUCCCUCUCCUUGGUGAAGCACCUCACUGCAGGCACAGUGGUGUCCUUGACCAACCUGGCCAGCUCAGUGGCUCGCAACAUGGAGCGCCUCUCCCUGGAUGAAGACCACGCACGCCGCAGCGAGGCCAGCCGGCGGGACCACCCAGCCGGCCUGGUGCAGGGCCUCACGCAGGGACUGUCUGCCUUUGGGAUCUCCAUUCUGGGCGCCAUUGGGGGGUUGGCGCACCAGCCCAUGCAGGCACUGAUGAGUGACGGGAUAACACCCAGCAGUGUGGUGGGUGGCGUGGGCAAGGGGCUGGUGGGCGUGGUCACCAAACCCAUCGGUGGUGCCGCAGACCUGCUGGUGCACACUGGUCAUGGACUUCUUCAGGGGGCAGGAUGGCACCAGGAACAAGUGCCACGUUUCCUGCCGACCUUGGAGCCACACAGGAUGGAGGUGAACGCGCCCCUCAAACUGGUGUGGAAAUUAGUGGCUGCGCUGCCUGAGGAGUGCCGGGCUGUGCUGGCGGCAGUUGAUGCUACUCACUUCACCUCAGCUGGCUCCUACACUCCUGUCACUGUCCUCCUCACUCCUCAGGUCCUCUUCAUCCUGGGUGUGGAGGAGGAUGCCCAACAGCACGCCCUUCCCCUUGCUGAGGUAACGUGGCGCCCUCACCCAGCCGACCCAACACUGGUCUAUAUAGAGAAGCUGCAGCCUGAACCCAAGCCACAGAACCUGGAUAUGGAGCCGGUGAGUGGGUGUCCGGAAAGGGUCGCUGAUUAUGUACGCAGCACCUGCAGUGAGGGCGUGGACGGGGCGGGGGCAGGGCUGGACUCCUCUGCGGCGUCAUCAGAGGCGGAGGAUGGGACACCAGGGCACCUCACUCGCAUCAAGCUGUACGUGGCACCGCGCAUGAGGUCGGCACUGCUCGCUGGUAUCAAUAUUGCAGCGCGGGCCAGCCAGGGAAGGGGAUUUAUUGUCUAGCAGGAUGGAUUGCCAGCCAGAGUUGUGAGGGGCCACACUCCCCACACCUUGGCACGGCUGCCUGAGUCACCCUACCACUCCCUCAUCUGCUGCCACAACUAACCCAGCACUACCUGACCUGAACCAACACAACACAAGGAGAUAGACACUGCAGCCAAGACCUUCCUCAAGAUUAGAACAUGUCAUAAAGGUGAAAACAGUUGUAGAGAAACACAAGUUGACCAAGGUUAGUAAAAAAUUACUGACUCACCAAACAUGACACAGAGAGACCAAAUAUAUACAGGGUACUGCAGCCAAUCCAUUCCUGAAGAUUAGAACAUGAUUGGAUAAUUGACUUGUUUUUGAUAGAGAAACACAUUUUGAUCAAGAUUACUAUAUAUGAGCCACAGCCCUCCUAAAUACAAGGCAGGUGUCAGUAAAGGUAUGUUAUUGCACUGUAUACAGGUGACAAAGCCUAGUACCUGUUAUUGAAAGAGUAGAAAUAUAUAUUACUAAUCAGAGAGAGGAGAAACAUGCCAAAAACACCCCAGUUAUUGAAGAGAUGAAGGGAGAAUGAAAAUAACCAAGAACUAAUGACUGAAGACAUGACAAAGAGAAAGAAAGAAAACAUACAAUAACUUAAAGGAGAAAAAACGAAUAAAACAUACCAAAACAUGAUCAUAAAUGAGAUAAUUAAGAAGGAAAGGGAACUGAAAACUAGAGAAAAUAAAUGAGAGUUCAAAUCUAGACCCCUUUAAGGUAGUCAUUCAUUUGUCCUCCCAAACACUUCUAAUGCUUAUAAAAAGGCUCUAGUUGAAGUCACACAGUUUUCUAAGUGUGUUUUUAUGGCUCUAGUAACAGAUCAACAACAUUUCUAUGGUAUUAAGAGGAUAAACACUCUUGAGACCUUUGCUAAUCAUCUCUGUGGUCUUGGAAAAUAGUCACGGUGAGAGAGUUAAGUGUUUCAGAGUACCAGCUAGCCACUCAUGGGUUUUAUAGUGACAAUUUCACAUGGAGGACUAAGAAGUGAGUGUGUUCCUUGUAACUGUGUGAAAUCAUUUGGCAAGCUGAGGAUUUGGGCUGUGAAUAUCUGAAAUUUGCAAUCAGCACUGAAAAAUGUAUUGGGUGUUUAUUUGUCACCAUUACUACAGCUUGCUUUUCAUGGUGUGUUGAUUGGUGUAUGUGAACUCUAUGUAGGUUAUGCCAGAAUUAUUUACAUAUCUUUCAUGGUGACCAAUGUGGGUGUUUCCUAAGAGCCCGGAAGAUUUUGUUGUUGUUUUUAUUUUGUUCUUGUCAUUUUUUUUUUUUCUAUUUUUUUUUUUUUUUUCCCAUUAUGUAGGUAGUCGUCGGUAUUGUAGUGUAGCAAUCUGAGCUUCUUUGUGCCCAGAAACAUUCCCUUCACUUGCAUUUUUUCUCUUGCAUUAGAUACUUUUUUAUUUUUUCUGUACCUUGAAAAUAACAUUACGUAUUCCCUUUGCUUCCAAUAUGGUAAUACUACAACUAAUAAUUCUCUCUCUCUCUCUCUCUCUCUCUCUCUCUCUCUCUCUCUCUCUCUCUCUCUCUCUCUCUCUCUCUCUCUCUCUCUCUCUCUCUCUCUCUCUCUCUCUCUCUCUCUCUCUCUCUCUCUCUCUCUCUCUCUCUCUCUCUGCCAUCCAAGAAAACCAUCCAUCAUUGCAAAGUUCAAAUAUUAACCUUCAGAAGCCUCCCGUAGAUGCCAACCCUUCACUGCCCUUCCCUCUCCCCUUCCUGCACCAUUCAUCCCAUUGGUAAGGAGUGGCAGUGCGUUCGUCACCCCUCGCCACCCCAGGAGUCUUAUGAAGGGGCUUACAAGGCUUUCAAGGGGUGCAAUCUCUUCCUAACUCAACUGCACUGCCUCUCUUGUUCAUCCUCAUCUCCCUUCCUCACCUCUGAAGAUUACUAGUUAAGUGUUAAGUUGUUUAUAUGUUGUGUGUAUUUAUUAUCAUAGGUACUGGUUUUGGUAAGAGGUUGAUUAGUCUCACUCUUGCUCCCCUGCUGUGUUGAGGAUGCAAUAUUCAGGAGAAAAGGCAGGAUGUGUUGGAGUGUGUGUUACUUGCCCUCUGAUCGAAACUGUGUGUAGACUAUCUGUGCUAAACUGUGAUAUAUAUAAGGAAUUGGUGUGUGUGUGUGUGUGUGUGUGUGUGUGUGUGUGUGUGUGUGUGUGUGUGUGUGUUUUCUGGUGUGGGGUGUGUGGAUUAUGUGUGUGUUUUUUUGGGAUGUUUGUGUGUGUGUGUGUGUGUGUGUGUGUGUGUGUGUGUGUUUGUGUGUGUGUGUGUGUGAUAUUUUUCCCUUUUCAUCCAUUAUUUGCAAGAGUACUGUGACAUGCACCUGAGAUUUGAAGGUGUGAAAGUGUAAAUUAUCUUUUUUAACUUAUGUGGGUGAAAAGAACACAUGGAGACACUGUGCUGGGAGGGAGUGGGUAAGUGAAAGAAGUGUUGUGAGUGUUUGUCGAGGGAAGCUGAUAUUUGCUACACUGCAUUUUGGUGAGGUACAUUUAUUCUAUUUAAGGUGAUUCAUGGUUAUCUUGGUGAUUCUGCACAGUGAGACGGGGAGUUUCAUGUACAAAGAAAUAGUAUUGAUAGUUUUUAAAGAGAGUUACAUUGAUAAACAAGCACAAAAGGGAAUUAAAACAAGCAUAAGAGGAAGCCAGUCAACCGAACACCUGUCAAUCUGUCACCUGGCUAGCAAUUACACACACACACACACACACACACACACACACACACACACACACACACACACACACACACACACACACACACACACACACCACAGCUGGCCACACACUUCCACAGCAUACAGUCAGACUAUUAAAUUAAAACAUAAAUUUAUUCCCCCAGUGAUCAUUAAUGCACUAUAGAUAUAGAAGAUAGUUUUGACUUUUUAACUUUAGAUACAAAUGCACUACUGAAAUAUUUAUGCACUUGAGUAAUGUCGGAUCUCUUGUGAUUUAUAUAUUCUUUUUUCUCUCUCUCUCUCUCUCUCUCUCUCUCUCUCUCUCUCUCUCUCUCUCUCUCUCUCUCUCUCUCUCUCUCUCUCUCUCUUCUCUCUUGUUUUUGUCUACUUUUUUUUUUUCUUUCUUGUGGUUUGAGUGAUUUCAUGAAAGGAGUUUUGUGUUCUAUUGUGCAAAAUUGGUUUAUCUAUUCUGAUAAACUUUUCUAUUUAGUGUUUUUUGGGGAGAGUAGCUGUUUAUUGGGUGCUCUCUCUCUCUCUCUCUCUCUCUCUCUCUCUCUCUCUCUCUCUCUCUCUCUCUCUCUCUCUCUCUCUCUCUCUCUCUCUCUCUCUCUCCUUAUUAAUGAGGUGCUGAGAAUUCUUUUGAGUGUGUAUAAGUAAACAUUUCCAGCAAGGUAGUCUUUUAUAUGACAAACGUGAGAUUUAGUGGAGCUUAUACAAUGACAAACGUGAGAUUUAGUAUACCUUGACAUUAUUACAUGGAGCUUAUGUAUGCUUGUCCCUAUUAGGUGGAGUGAACAAAAAAACAAAAAGGGAGGGUUGGAAAUAAUAGGUCCUGAAAAACUGCCAUUAUAUGUGAAGAUAAUCUGGGAACACAAUUUUUUAUUAUUUGUAUUAAGAAGAGAUAUGAAAAAUGGUUGAUGUAAAAUGGUGUUCCCAAAAAUUAGUUAGGGAACAUAAACAAAGAUCAGUAUAUGUCGUUUAUGGUCAAAAUACAUGAAAUUUCAGUCAAAAUACAUGAAAUUUCAGUUGAUAUAGAAGAGGAUGUGAAAAAAAAAAGGAGAGAUGACUAGAAAAAAGAGCUUAUAUAAGAUGUCAUUCCCUUAAAAAUAGUUAGGGAAGGUAAACUAAGAAGAUCACUUUGUUUAGAGAUGAAAAAAUGCAAAAUUCCAAAUAUAGAAGGGGAUAUGAAAAGAAUAAAGAAGUAUGGAAAUUCACGUAUAAAAGCCAUUCCCUCAAAAACAGAGAAAAUAGACAAAAGACCAAUAUACACUAUAGUAAAAAAAAAAAAAAUAAAUAAAUAAAUAAAUAAAAUAAUAAUAAAAUUCCAGUAUGGAUAGUGGAGAAUAUGAUUAUAUUUUGAUGUGUUAUUAUUCCUAGUGUUUCUUCCAUGCACAACUGUUCACUCCUUCCUUAACACUGCCAUAACGUAAUGAGAGGCGGCAGUGAUGAGGUAAUGUCAUUAAUGUGUGUGUGUGUUUGUGUGUGUGUGUUACAGGCAGGUGGUGGAGUGACAAGGAGGAAAUGCAGUCACUUGGCCAUUGGUGCUGAAUUAGUAACAGAAAUAAUGAAUGCUUUGUAAGAAGUGUGGAAGAAUGAAAAGGUUAGGGAGUUGGUUGAUUUGACGCGACUUGAUGGAAUAGUUAAUGUUUUGUAAGAAGUGUGAGAAAAAGGAUAGUUAGUUAGAGAGUUGUUUCCUAAUUUAACUUGAAAAUGUUGAAGGUUAUGUACGAAAUGUGAACAAAAAAAGUUAGAGAGACGAAAACUUGUCAUAACUCAAAGAAAAAUGAUGAUAAAAAAUAGAAAUGUAAAAAAGGCAGUUUAAUUAGGAAAUAAAUAAAUCAAAUAAGUAACAAGUAGUAAUAUAUAAAAAAGUAAAGAAAUAAAGUAAAAAAUAGGAAAUUAAUCUGAACUGUGAACUAAACAAAAAAAAUAAUAAUAAUAGUAACAAACAAUAGUAUCUGAGAAUUAUUAAAGACAGAUUAGUUAGAGAGCAAACAAUAAUCUAACAAACUUCUUAAUCUCUCGUCUUAUUUCACCAUUCAUAAUCACAUGCAAGCUUUAACAGGAGGGAGUGUCAUUGUGUGGCAGUGUUCGUGAUAGUGUGUUGAUUCUUACAGGGAGUGCGUGUAUCAUGAGUGCGUGCGUCAUUAUAGAAAGUGUUUACCAUGAGAGGAUUCAUCAUAAAGUAUGUUAAUCACUACGAAAAGUGCGUGAUAUCAUUAUAGUAAGUGUGUCAUUAUAUAGUGUGUGGUAUUCAUUAUAUAAUCGCGUUUGUCGUGAGGAAAAGUGUGUAAGUCAUAACAGGAAGUGCGUUUACUAUGAUUAUACAAAAAAAAAAAAAAAAAGCUAAUGAUCAUCUGAAGUGUUUGUGUGUAUCAUAAUGUAAAGUGUUGAAUCAUCAUAGCAAGUGUGUAUCAUUCCAGAAAGUGUUUAUGAUGAAGCUAAAUUAUUAAUGAAAAUAAUAUAUAGCAUGAUUAUGUGUUACAAUAUCAGAAGUAAGCAUGCAACAAUACAACAUAAACAUAAUAUAGUGUGUGUGUGUGUGUGUGUGUGUGUCGUCAAGUGAACAUCUGUGUGUACGUGUAUGUAUAUCCGUGUGUGUGUGUGUGUGUGCAUCAACACUUGUGGACAGUCGGUACCUUCGUUAUGGCUGGUGGCACACACAUGACCCCUCGGCCACGUCGAUCUAGCUGCCUCUUCAAAGUAUAGGAUAUAUUAUUUUGCAUACAAUAAAUCGUGAAAUAAUGGGUUUA